Messenger RNA from Penicillium odoratum, 696 nucleotides. RefSeq lists its product as uncharacterized. The coding region runs from base 1 to 696 and encodes 231 amino acids. The transcript has 4 exons. The record is from RefSeq and is a predicted model, not a curated record. Lineage: Eukaryota; Fungi; Ascomycota; Eurotiomycetes; Eurotiales; Aspergillaceae.
AUGGUCUACUACUUCACCUCAAACGUUGUCAGUCCGCCUGCGUUCAUCUACGUUGGAAAGGACAAGUUCGAGAAUGAGGACUUGAUCGAGUUUGGAUUGGAGUCAGAUGUCUGGUACGUGUUCGCUAUUGAUUUGCCUUCUCUCCAAAGACUAACAACUCUCAAUAGGUUCCACGUCGAUAACUUGUCCAGCGCUCACGUCUACGUACGCUUACGGGAUGGAGAAACGUGGGAUCAGAUCCCAGAGAAGCUUUUGGAGGAUUGCGCACAGUUGACCAAAGCCAAUUCGAUUGAGGGAAACAAGAAGGAUAAUAUAACAAUCAUCUACACACCAUGGUCCAACCUACAGAAAGAUGGCUCUAUGGCUACCGGACAAGUCUCGUUCCACAACCCGAAGCUUGUCCGCAAGGUGCUCGUGCGCGCACGCGAGAACCCGAUCGUCAACCGACUCAACAAGACCCGUGUCGAGAAGUUCCCCGAUUUCCGCGCCGAGAAGGAGGAAUAUCUGAAGAAGAAGCGCCAACUCGAGCGGAAGGCUCGUGAACAGCUGAAGGAGAAGGAGAAGCAGGAGAAGAGGGAGCGCGAACAACUCAAGUGGCAGAAGGACCAUGCAUAUGAUGAUAUCUUCAGUGAGGAGAACAUGGAGGGCAGCAGCAACCAGGACCGGGACCCGGAUUUCCUUGACGACUUUAUGUAA